Molecule: messenger RNA, 847 nt
Organism: Lactuca virosa
Lineage: Eukaryota; Viridiplantae; Streptophyta; Magnoliopsida; Asterales; Asteraceae
Source: the annotation of a GenBank genome assembly
AUGUGUGGAUGCUUCUCUCCAUGUUAUAGACAAAUAUGUGGACAAAAGGGUAGAUCAGAUGAUCGAUUCAGGGAGUUUGAGGUCUUUUUAAAAACUUCUCUUUCCAAAGGGCAAAAUGGUAAUUUCGAGAUUCCCAUUACACAUAUUGACAAGUCAAAAUUAAACAUGAAUGAAAUUUUGAGUACCCCUGGUGAGAAAGAGCUUCUUCAAGAUGCAAUUGAUAAAGUCAAAUUAAAUACCAGAAGACUUGUUCGACGUCAGAAAAGAAGGCUUAUUCGACUUCAGACAUUGUUUGGGUGGAACAUACAUUAUGUUGAUGCAACAGAAUGUCUUUCAUGUUUUACAGAAGAGUCAUGGACUACAAAUGUGGUUGAGCCUUCAAUCCAGAUAAUAAAAUCUUGUUUUGAAAAAGAUACAAAUUUGGUCCCUGAUUUUGAUGCAACAAAUGGUGUUAAAGGAUUAAAAUUGAAAGAAAGAGACUUAUGGACACAACACAUAUGCAAGGCAUGUGGGAAUAAGGUGCUUAGAGGGGGAUAUGAGUGGGAACAACAUAAACAAGGUCGGAAUCAUCGGAAAAGAGUAUGCCGGCUUAGGAAAUCCGGAAUCACUGCCUUGGAUGAGUAACGGAAUCGGUGAUUCCGGGGUUUUUUUUUUUUUGGAAAUGUGAAACUAUGGUUAUGUUUAAAGACUUUAAGUGAAGUCAACUAGUUAACACAUGGUUCUAUGUGAACUAUGCAAGUAUUAAAAUAUAUCUAUAAAGUUAUAAUUAUUGUAAUUAUAUAACUAUUUUUAACAUAGUUGUUAUCUAUUUUAACUUUUUUUUUUUUAAAUGAUGCCAUUUGUGAAA